UCGCACUCAUUCUGGCCUUGAGAAUCCAUUGUACCUUUCCCGCCGAUUCGACUGCCGGCACUGCAAUUUCAUUUUUUCCAGACAAAAUAGCGUAUAAAAAUUUGUGAGUUUAACCUUUCCUGCAGUCUUAGAAGAAUUCGCAAUGUUUAAUCAACCAGACAGCCAAAAUGCUGAGGGAGGAUUUUUCAAUGAUUCCACGUUUUCUCCCAACGUUGACAAAAAGAGAGAUGCGCCUCGAAAGCAGCAGACGAUUGGCAAUGUCACUAUCAAGCAAAUCGUUGAGUGUGCUGGAGAUACUAUCGUUUUUGCUGGAAGUGAAAUCAAUUUGGUCAAAGUUUUUGCCAGAGUGAAGGGCAUAAAUGACACUUCUGUGAAAACUGAAUAUCUGCUGGAGGAUGACACCGGAACGAUCCUUGGAGUAUCCUGGAGAGAUGGGGAUGCUGGUGAUGAUAGAUCCAAGAAGCUAAAUGUGGUUGAAAACACCCUUUGUGCAAUUGUUGGUACAAUUCGCACUGUGGAAGAAAGAAAAAAUCUGCUUGUUUUGCACAUAGACGUGGUGGAGAAUGCCAAUGAGCUUACGACACACCUCCUUUCAAUAGCUCACAUGAAGCUGAAGGCACAGAUAAGGAGUUCGAAGGAGCAUCAGCCGAACGGAGCUCCUGCAGCCUCUAAUGUGGUGAAUGGUGUUGGCAAUGGCAAUGCCGGGGGAAGUCCCAACAGAGUUGUCCACCAAUUUGUUACUGAGAUGGGUGCUAAUGAGGAUGCUGGAGUUGGCAAGGAUCUCAUUGUGCGCCACUUCGCAGGACAGUUUUCUGCGAGGCAGAUUGAGGAAAUAAUCAUGGACCUCUGUAACGAGGGUCAGCUGUACACAACAAUCGAUGAUGACCACUACAAGUCAACGGAAUAAGUUCGCCAGUUAAAUCAACACUCAUCCUUAACCUUAUAAUCUUAAAAUUUAAUUUAAAUAUUUCAGUUCCAAGCAGUUUUAAGUGCAUUUUUUUAUUCAAAAUAAUCAUUUAUCUACUUUAAAAUACAAACACUUUCUCAAUUAAUCAGGAAUGUAAAUGAUUAAACAUCCAUUUUUCGUAACAAAACAAUUUUUAUUUCCUUGAUAAUAUCAUUUAUACAAAUCAUGAAACUUCCUCAACGCACAAAUUGGAAUGUAAAUCGUGUCAUUUUAUUUAAAAACAAAAAGCCCAGUAAUACUAUAAGGGGAAAUUGGGAAGCUCUCAAUUUUUAUAUUGUACAAGAUGAGCUUUAUGCAUUUGCAUCUAAACUUCUUGUGUAUUCGGCAUAGGUCAGGUAGCCAUCAUCAUCCUUGUCUGAACGUGUCAGCAUUAAAUCUAGUGCUUCAACUAGCUCCUGGUCUGUGAAGCUUGUCCUUGCAUUUACAUGUUCAUCCGCGUGAUCAACUGAAACCGCCAAGUUGCGAUGCACAUUUUUAGUCUAUAUUUGUAUAUAAUGAGAAUAAAUGCGUACACGAUCUUUUCUAAUGAGAUUUUCUGUGAACAUUCAACAAAAAGGUAAAAGUGGGAAAGAUUCAAUCUGAGACAUUUCAACUAUAAAACAGCACAAUUAUUCAUACAUA
This is a messenger RNA of Neocloeon triangulifer, 1588 nucleotides long. RefSeq names its product replication protein A 32 kDa subunit-like. NCBI's taxonomy places the organism in Eukaryota, Metazoa, Arthropoda, Insecta, Ephemeroptera, Baetidae. Bases 143 to 907 code for a protein of 254 amino acids. Gene Ontology annotation, biological process: DNA replication; nucleotide-excision repair; double-strand break repair via homologous recombination. The transcript has 7 exons. The record is from RefSeq and is a predicted model, not a curated record. Gene Ontology annotation, cellular component: DNA replication factor A complex; site of double-strand break; chromosome, telomeric region.